This is a messenger RNA of Sciurus carolinensis (gray squirrel), 3288 nucleotides long. RefSeq names its product Raf-1 proto-oncogene, serine/threonine kinase (gene Raf1). Lineage: Eukaryota; Metazoa; Chordata; Mammalia; Rodentia; Sciuridae. The transcript has 18 exons. The record is from RefSeq and is a predicted model, not a curated record. Gene Ontology annotation, molecular function: ATP binding; protein kinase activity. The coding region runs from base 530 to 2536 and encodes 668 amino acids. Gene Ontology annotation, cellular component: mitochondrion; plasma membrane; cytosol. Gene Ontology annotation, biological process: signal transduction; protein phosphorylation.
UAGGUCACUGCACAGCCUGCACACGUGGAUGCGCCGGUGGAGCAGGCCUGCACGCAUGCACCCCGGGCACACUGGCGCUCCAUCCCGAGGGGCGGAGGAGCUGCGGGACAGUGUUUACGCUGGAAGAUGAAUGUGCCCCUGGCAUCCCUUCCCUGCCGCGCCUGCUGCUGCUCCUACCUCGGUCUCAGCAGGCGGAGCCGCCACCGCCUCUCUCCCCACCUUAGGAAUCCUGCCUUGGGCUGGCACUGGGGUGCGGGAAUGUUCCCCGACUUCUCUAUAAAUCAGCCUAUCAAGUGGUAGCAUCGCAAUCGGGCAGGAGCUCCGGCAGCUGGAACCCGGCUGGAUUUUUCCAUCCUCAGUGAACCCACGGGUGCUUUUUGGAGACUGAGAAAGACUCUCAAGGGAAGGCCCAACACGACAGAGCGGCUGACAUGGAAAGCACUUGAGCAGAUUUAAGUUUGAACCUUGGCUCUGGCCCUCACCAGUUCUGUGACCCUAGGCAGGUUUAAGUAUCGUUUAAGCUGCAUCAAUGGAGCACAUUCAGGGGGCCUGGAGGACGAUCAGCAAUGGCUUUGGACUCAAGGACGCGGUGUUCGAGGGCUCCAGCUGCAUCUCCCCUACCAUAGUCGAGCAGUUCGGCUACCAGCGCCGGGCCUCGGACGAUGGCAAACUCACGGAUCCUUCCAGGACGAGCAGCACAAUCCGUGUUUUCUUGCCGAAUAAGCAACGAACAGUGGUCAAUGUGCGGAAUGGCAUGAGCUUGCACGACUGCCUCAUGAAGGCGCUCAAGGUCCGAGGCCUGCAGCCCGAGUGCUGCGCCGUGUUCCGACUUCUCCACGAGCACAAGGGUAAAAAAGCACGUUUAGAUUGGAAUACUGACGCCGCCUCUUUGAUUGGAGAAGAGCUUCAGGUGGACUUCCUGGACCACGUUCCCCUCACCACACACAAUUUUGCUCGGAAGACGUUCCUGAAGCUUGCCUUCUGCGACAUCUGUCAGAAGUUCCUGUUAAAUGGAUUUCGAUGUCAGACUUGUGGCUACAAAUUUCAUGAGCAUUGUAGCACCAAAGUACCUACUAUGUGUGUGGACUGGAGUAAUAUCAGACAACUCUUGUUGUUUCCUAAUUCCACCGUGGGUGAGAGCGGGGCCCCAGCGCUGCCUUCUCUGACGAUGCGCCGGAUGCGGGAGUCUGUGUCCCGGAUGCCUGUGAGUUCCCAGCACAGGUACUCCACGCCCCACGCCUUCACCUUCAACACCUCCAGCCCCACCUCCGAAGGCGCCCUCUCCCAGAGGCAGAGGUCCACGUCCACGCCCAACGUCCACAUGGUCAGCACCACCCUGCCUGUGGACAGCAGGAUGAUUGAGAAUAACAGCCUGAGUGCUUCUCCCAGGGCGUGGUCCAGACGAUUUUGUUUGAGGGGAAGAGACGCGAUUCGAAGCCACAGCGAAUCAGCCUCGCCCUCAGCCCUGUCCAGCAGCCCCAGCAACCUGAGCCCCACAGGCUGGUCACAGCCCAAGACCCCGGUGCCAGCACAGAGGGAGCGGGCGCCAGGAUCCGGGACCCAGGAGAAGAACAAAAUUAGGCCCCGUGGGCAGAGAGACUCAAGCUACUACUGGGAAAUCGAGGCCAGCGAAGUCAUGCUGUCCACCCGCAUCGGCUCGGGCUCCUUUGGAACUGUUUAUAAGGGCAAGUGGCACGGAGACGUUGCAGUGAAGAUCCUGAAGGUCGUCGACCCCACCCCGGAGCAGUUCCAGGCCUUCAGGAACGAGGUGGCUGUCUUGCGCAAAACGCGACACGUGAACAUCCUGCUCUUCAUGGGGUACAUGACUAAGGACAACCUGGCCAUUGUGACCCAAUGGUGUGAGGGCAGCAGCCUCUACAAACACCUGCAUGUCCAGGAGACCAAGUUCCAGAUGUUCCAGCUGAUCGACAUUGCCCGGCAGACGGCUCAGGGAAUGGACUACUUGCACGCCAAGAACAUCAUCCACCGAGACAUGAAGUCCAACAACAUAUUUCUCCAUGAAGGCUUAACGGUGAAAAUUGGAGAUUUUGGUUUGGCGACAGUGAAGUCACGCUGGAGUGGCUCUCAGCAGGUUGAACAACCCACCGGCUCCGUGCUGUGGAUGGCCCCCGAGGUGAUCCGAAUGCAGGAUGACAACCCCUUCAGCUUCCAGUCCGACGUCUACUCCUACGGCAUCGUCCUGUACGAGCUGAUGACGGGGGAGCUGCCCUACUCCCACAUCAACAACCGAGACCAGAUCAUCUUCAUGGUGGGCCGAGGCUACGCCUCCCCGGACCUCAGCAAGCUGUACAAGAACUGCCCCAAAGCCAUGAAGAGGCUGGUGGCCGACUGCGUGAAGAAGGUGAAGGAAGAGAGGCCUCUGUUCCCCCAGAUCCUGUCUUCCAUUGAGCUGCUCCAACACUCCCUGCCCAAGAUCAACCGGAGCGCGUCUGAGCCAUCCCUGCACCGGGCGGCCCACACCGAGGAUAUCAAUGCUUGCACGCUGACCACGUCCCCAAGGCUGCCCGUCUUCUAGUUGACUUUGCACCUGCGCUCAGGCCCCAGGCGGAAGGGAAGUCAGCAGGCAGCACCUUCCUGUCCCUUGCUUCUGGGGCAGAGCGUGUUUUCAGAGAAGCUGCUGCUAAGGACCUUCUAGACUACGCACAGGCCUUAACUUCGUGUUGCCUUCUUUUCUACCCUCUCUGGCCCUGGAGAAGGAAGCCAUUCACCCUGCGGGCCUGUCCUCCCGCCCCAGAGCCAGCCUCCCAUGCACGGGGGAUGCUGAUGGCAGUACGAGAGCUGCCCCCCAACCAUCAGCUCAGUGAGCAUUUUUAGGGCAAAAAGAAGUUGCUGGAGGGGAAGUAAAGGUUGUGGGGUUCUGGAAACCAGCUUCUUUUCAGAAACCGCGGUGCAGCGCCAGACAGUUUUGCACAUGACUCACCAAACAACCCAGGACUGCGGAGAUGCGCCGCCCAGAGGAGCCUGCUCUGGUACUAGAGAACUUGCCUGUCACAGCCGGAGAUGUCCAGUGCAGAGGGUGGCUUUCUGGGCACGGUGCUCCGCCCUCCCAUCAUGCUGAGUUUCGUCUUCCAGGGGCUGCCCCUAUGGGGUGGGCCACAGGGCCAGCCCCGUCUCUCUAGUCACAUAAUUGUGUAUGCAAGGAAGCCAGGAAUACAGGUUUUCUUGAUGAUUUGGGUUUUAAUUUUGUUUUUAUUGCGCCUGACAAGAUACAGUUAUGAAUGGUUCCUCAAUUAUGUUAUUUUAAUAAAAUAAAUUAAAUUUAGGUUU